ACGCCUUCAUACCUGAAGCUCAACUCAACCAACUCCCCCUCCAAAAACACACAUUUCUUCUUCUUCUUCCUCCUCUUCUCUUUCUCAUCUACCAGCAAAUCUUGAAAAUUUGAAGAACAAUGACAGACGCGCUUACAGAAGAGCAGAUUGCAGAGUUCCGCGAGGCCUUUUGCUUGAUUGACAAGGACUCAGAUGGCUUCAUUACGAUGGAAGAACUGGCCACCGUCAUACAAUCGCUGGAUGGACAUCCUACCAAAGAAGAAGUUGGAGACAUGAUAAGCGAAGUCGAAUUUGAUGGAAAUGGAACAAUAGAUUUUGACGAGUUCUUGAGCAUUAUCGGACGGAAAAUGAAGGAAAACGUUACAGAGGAGCUAAAAGAAGCUUUCAAAGUGUUUGAUAGAAACCAGGAUGGAUAUAUAUCAGCCAAUGAGCUAAGGCAAGUGAUGAUAAAUUUGGGCGAGAGAUUGACAGAGGAGGAGGCUGAACAGAUGAUUAGAGAGGCUGAUUUAAAUGGCGAUGGUCUAGUUAGUUAUGAGGAAUUUGCCAGGAUGAUGAUGGCCUUCUAAUUGAUAGUAAAACUAUAUUUGAAAAAAGGCACAUUAAUUAGGGAUCCAUACAUGUGUUGUUCAUUAAUUUUUGCCAUUUGCUUCUCUGGUAGACAUUGCUUCUUGUUAUAAUGGCAGUAUGCACAGUAGCCCAGGUGAAAACGAACAGGCUUAUCUGUUAUGUUGAUUAUUGCUUUGCAUAAUAAUAAUAAUCAAAUAACAUAGAACAGAAAAGUUGCAUCAAAAUAGAAACUAUGCGCAGAAUUGAUGGUUGAUUAUCCUUCAAAGACUUUCCAUGAUCUUGCUAUGUUAGUGGCAGACAAAUUUCUACAUCCUCCCUUUGACAAUCGCAUCAUUCUAAUUUAUGAUUGAUCAAAAUUCUGUGGCUGCUACGUUUUAUUGUGAACAUUACUUGAUUAAGUUGAACACACUUGAGCUCUGAUCUCUAACCGGAGCCUGAAAGAAAAUAAUCUAAAUCUUGAAGGUGCUAAAAGGAGAGGGAGUCUGUGAACUCAUUUACUAAUAGAAAUGUUAGUAAUAUUAUGGUUCAGAUUCAUGCCUUCCUGCAAAUUUAUCCAAGGAACAAAGGAAACCAACCGCACCAAAUUAGGCAUUGAUCAUGAGUUGUUUAGCUAAUGUUUUU
Molecule: messenger RNA, 1188 nt
Organism: Manihot esculenta (cassava)
Lineage: Eukaryota; Viridiplantae; Streptophyta; Magnoliopsida; Malpighiales; Euphorbiaceae
Product: calmodulin-like protein 11
Exons: 4
Coding region: 120-566 (148 amino acids)
Molecular function (GO): enzyme regulator activity; calcium ion binding
Source: RefSeq, a predicted model, not a curated record